Opisthorchis viverrini is the source of this 2831-nucleotide messenger RNA. RefSeq lists its product as hypothetical. Lineage: Eukaryota; Metazoa; Platyhelminthes; Trematoda; Opisthorchiida; Opisthorchiidae. Gene Ontology annotation, biological process: mitochondrial respiratory chain complex assembly; apoptotic process. Gene Ontology annotation, cellular component: mitochondrion; cytoplasm. The transcript is spliced from 6 exons. The record is from RefSeq and is a predicted model, not a curated record. Bases 136 to 2694 code for a protein of 852 amino acids. Gene Ontology annotation, molecular function: protein dimerization activity; FAD binding; NAD(P)H oxidase H2O2-forming activity.
AGCAAUGUGCAACUGCCUCUUCUUUAGAGGCUCACCAGAUAGGCGUAAUGUCUCAGAAUAUAGCUGGAUAAUUUUAUUCUCUCGGUAUCACGCCCUAGGAUGAUUUUCAUCUCAUCGUAAUAUCUGAUUUCAUAUAUGGCUCAGAUCUUCAAGGCAAGCCCAGUUAAGACUAUAUUACCGCACAACUUUCUUAUAGGUCCAGUUAUGUCCUUUAUAUUGCUCUCUCGCCGGCUACUGUCAUCUCGGAUCCUAUUAACAAGGGUCCUUCCCAAUCACACCACUUCGAGGACUGAUCUUCAUUGUGGCUUCGUAAUCCCUCGUCACAUUGACUGGUCGACAUAUCGUAGCUCUCGUGCUGUGAUUGGGCCGGGUGAUUUUCGACGAUCGUUCUCCGACAGUGGUCGUCCGGGACACCAGGAAAGUGAGAGGAAGCAGUGGGGUUCCACUAUCCUUACGCUUGUCGCCAUUCCCGCCUUUGUUGGGUUCGCCUUUUGGAUUCGCUGGUACACCACUCGGGGACCGGACUAUGGAAAGCUGUCGGAGGAAGCGCGGAAUCAAAGUAGCGGACACGUCAGUUUGAGACGAUCAGCCCAAGAUACCCCCCAUCUUCAAUCCACCACUACUUCCACUUUAUCUGCUUCGGACAUAUCUUCGAUACCACCGGUGGUCGAAAAGGCAACUAGUCCUGAUGACAAUCCUUCUGCUCAGACCGUCCCCGAAUCCGGGAGUAGUGAGCAUGCCCCAUCAACCUCAACUGAUGAACGGAAGUCUACUCAGGCCUCCUCAUCCAGUGAACCAGGUCCCCAGACAAAUUACAUUGACCCUGCUAAAGUGGAGUUUCCUAGCCACGUCCCCUAUCUCAUCGUCGGUGCAGGAGCCGCAGGUCUGUCUGCAGCACGCGCAAUCCGAGCAUCGCAUGCUCAGUCGAAAGUUCUGAUGAUCGCAGGUGGAAGUGCACCUGAUUUUGGAUCUGAACCAGGAAUAAGUGAAACCGACUUUCAGGAGCCUCCACCAUAUUUGAGGCCCCCAUUGAGCAAGGAACUGUGGCGGCGCAGUAAGACACGUGAACAAAAGGUCCUUCAGACAACGGGUGACAUUCGGCGUCACUCCUGGCUUUAUUACGAACCGGAAUGCUUUUUUCUCAAACCAGAAUACUUGCCCGCUGUAGAAUUCGGUGGAAUUGCUUUGCUACGUGGUGAUCCAGUGGUCCGUUUGGAUGCUGAUUCGCAUAAAGCAAUCCUGGCAUCCGGGCGCAUCAUUACAUAUGAUCGGUGCCUACUUGCAACUGGUGGAAAACCUAAGCGAUUGGAGCACUUGGAAGUGUGUGCAACAACUCAAAGGGAUUUGAGAAAGGCCGGUCUGGUAUCUUACUUUCGCACCUUGGCUGACUACAGGAAAACGGGCAGCAAAGUAGCCGUUAUUGGUGGAGGAUUUCUUGGAAGUGAAUUAACGGUCAGCCUGUUGACCGAGCCUACGCCAGACGACAAGAGUAAUGAUAAGGCUAACGAAGCCACAACCAAGUCCAGUUCGACGUCAAAGAACAAUUUAUCCCUCCUUCACAUCUUUCGUGAGUCUUCUCCGAUGGGACGUAUUCUCCCACCCUGUUUGGCGUCGGCAACUGGCCGGUUUGAAGCCGGACGAGGUGCCGAACUGUGGCCAUCUUCUGAAGUUGUUAGCAUCUCGGUAGUCCCCGACCCGGUGCCGUCACCUGUUACUGUUACUGUUCGGAAAGAUGAGAAGAUUCCGUUUGCCACCCUGCAGACGGUGGCAGCAAGUGAAGUCGUGCCACAACGGGUUCGUUUGCGGAUUCGUCGAAAUGCGAUUGAAGGGAGCAAAGUAGAAGACGUGGAUGUUGACCACGUGAUUAUUGCUACUGGUAUUGAACCGAACACCCAACUUGCCGACUCCGCUGGUCUGGAAAUUGAUCCGGUGAAUGGUGGGUUCCUCGUCAAUGCGGAGUUUGAAGCUCGCGCUGGAGUCUUUGCUGCUGGUGAUGCUGCCUCAUAUUGGGACCCCGUUUUGGGAUUCCGGCGAAGGGUUGAACAUUUGAAUUUCGCUGAAGAAACUGGGGCUUUAGCUGGAAAAAAUAUGGCCAGGAUUGCACCAAAAGAACUCACUGCAGCGUCCGAUUUGCACUAUGAGCCCAUCCGGUAUCAGUAUCAGUCGUCGCUGUGGUCCAGCCUUGGGCCAGACCUAAGCUGGGACGCAAUCGGUCAUGUAGAUUCGCGACGUCUGUUAACACGGGCAUUCUUUGUAUCCGACGAUAUGGUAUCGUCUAAGGAAACAAGCGCCAAUGGUACAGCUAAUGCACACCAGUCGAUUCCCUCUGCAGAAUUCGGUCGUCUGGGUCAUGGUGUUGUGUUCUAUCUGACUCCAGAGGAAAAGCGCCUUGUUGGUAUAUUGCUUUGGAAUCUACCGGAGGACCUUUACAAGGAUCAAGAAUAUACUGCUCCUAGUCGUCUGAACUUAGCUCGUAGUCUGUUGGCCAAACGGAUGUGUAUCGGAAGCAGCCCAAAUGAGACCGAGGAUGAGGAACUCCGCCGAUUGUCUAGCUACUUUGAUCUUGUUGGAGAACUUGAGGAGGACUAUAAUGAACUGAAGGCAUACGCUGAAGCGAAGAAACAAGAGCUACUGAGUUCGGCUGUUCAGGAAGAUAAGCCUGUUCAAGGACCCGUCAGUUCGUCUGAGCAGUAGUCAUUGAACUGCGUAUUUGGGAUAUUCAGGCAGACUCCACCGGGCACUUUCCAUAAUAGCGACUCUCCAAUCAUGUAGAUUUUCAGUCAAUUCUGUACAGCCCUUCUCAGUUUAUAAUACUACGAGUCCAUCGCGAA